UGCCGUGCGGAAAGCUUUUACGGUUAUGAAUUAACUUUCGACAGGUUGCGACUGGGCCGCUCCAUUAAAUCAUGUGGAUAAUCAAGUGACAGUUCAUAAAAGCCAGCGCCGGUUCUGGUAUAAAAACUUUGCGACAAACAGAUCUAGAGUUUGUCAAGCAGCCGCUGCACUCACAUAUCCGGAUUCGGGAAACAUUUGUUCCGAUAUAACUCCCACGUAAUUUUGUUUGCCUACCUUCGACACGUGAACAAAGCGACCUUCGUUCGGAUAUUUAAUUAUACCAAUCCUCUUCUCUAAUUACUCGCCAUGGACUUUAACGAUACCGAUGUAUUUAACCUGACGGAAUAUAAUUCGACUUUAUUUGGUGACAAUUAUACGCUAUGCGACAGUAACUGCACAACCGAGCCGCCGGUGGUCAAUGUCACCGCGAACAGCACAUCGAAUAUCACGGUGCCCGAUAUGGCGUAUCCGAUCGAGGUCACUGUUUAUAUUCUGGCCGAUACGAUAAUAUCCUCCUUAUGGAUCGUGCUGGCCAACUCCCUCAUUCUUGGAUCCUUUCUGACCGAUCCUAAAUUACGUAUUAUCCAGAAUUACUAUAUCGCCAGUUUGGCCUUAUCGGAUUUCUGCAUGGGUGCGUUUGUCUUGCCACUGGGCGGUUACCAGUUCGUCUUCGAAGGCUGGCCCAGCAACGACUUGCACAUGUGUAAAUUCUGGAAUUUCAUGGACUUUGUCAUGUCCAUACAAAGCAGUCUGUCGGUCUGUUUAAUUAAUUAUGACCGUUACAAAAUGGUCCUCCAUCCCAUUGCGUACCGCAACGAAGAAUCACCAAAAAAAGCCCUGGUGCGCAUCUUUUGCAGCUGGAUAUUUUCUAUUCUAUUUUAUGGUCCGGUGACGCUGUUCUGGGACACGAUUGCCGGCUAUUCCGUCCUGCCGCCGUAUCAGUGUGAUGUGGAAUUUAAAGACGAAAUCCGGGCGACCAUUCCGCAGGCCGUCGUGGAAUUCGGUGGACCACUGACCGUGAUCUGCUUUUGCAAUCUGCGCUUAAUGAUUUACAUUCGCAAACGGCGCAGAAAGAUGAUGGAGAUGAAGCGGAAUUUCGACAACACCCCGGUGACCGAUGUCACCACGGACAACGACGACACCGAGACGAAAGCCGUGAAAAAAGUCGCCUUGACCAAGGAGCAGGAGAAGCAGAAAUCGGAGAUGCAGGAGUUUCGAAAGGAGCAGCGCGCCGUCCGGAGUCUGUUGAUCUUAGUGGGUGUAUACUUUUGCUUGUGGUUUUUCUACGAGAUGAUCGGCAAUUUCGUUGGACCAAUCUGCAACUGUGUCCCGGAUUCCGUGUACCGCGCAUCUUACUGGAUACAGUAUCACAUAUCCGGUGUCAAUCCGAUUAUCUAUGCCGUCACCAUAGAAAGGUUUCGCUACCAUUAUCAGAUUUUCUUCUCCUACAUCUUCCCGUGCUGUGUCAGUCAUCCAAGUAAACAGCGCAAGAAACGCGUGGCCCCGGCCAUAUCGGCCAUCGCUACCGGCAAUCCGCACUCCAACACGGCACCGACACAGCCUCGCCAGUCACAAACUGUUUCGUCGUAACAUUUGUGUCUUUUCUUGCCGACGCAUAUCCAGUCACAAUUUUUUUCAGUAUUUGCUUCCGCGCGAUAACAAAAUGUGCUACAAAGCGACAUGCAGCAAUGUAUAAAUAAAAUGUUGUGCUAUGGUAUUUCCUCAACUUACACUUAUGUGUUAUAUACAUUUAUGUUGCUAUUAAUGAUGAAGUUCAAACGCAAA
Molecule: messenger RNA, 1785 nt
Organism: Paramacrobiotus metropolitanus
Lineage: Eukaryota; Metazoa; Tardigrada; Eutardigrada; Parachela; Macrobiotidae
Product: muscarinic acetylcholine receptor M3-like
Exons: 1
Coding region: 307-1590 (427 amino acids)
Biological process (GO): adenylate cyclase-activating adrenergic receptor signaling pathway
Cellular component (GO): membrane
Molecular function (GO): G protein-coupled receptor activity
Source: RefSeq, a predicted model, not a curated record